Molecule: messenger RNA, 6532 nt
Organism: Columba livia (rock pigeon)
Lineage: Eukaryota; Metazoa; Chordata; Aves; Columbiformes; Columbidae
Gene: PXN
Product: paxillin
Exons: 16
Coding region: 16-3534 (1172 amino acids)
Biological process (GO): endothelial cell migration; transforming growth factor beta receptor signaling pathway; substrate adhesion-dependent cell spreading
Source: RefSeq, a predicted model, not a curated record
GAAAUACUCUGUGAAAUGGAAGCAGAGGAACUCGGGUACCAGAAAGAGCUACGUCCCCUUGCAUGGUGUGCACAGCACAGCAGACAGACUGCAAUGAAGUCAUCCUCAUCGCUCUGCAGUUUCAAGUCACUCUCUGGAAAAUGCACAGACGCUUUACUGGCAGACCUGGAAUCCACCACCUCACAUAUUUCCAAACGGCCAGUGUUUCUAACAGAAGAAACGCCUUACUCCUAUCCAACUGGAAACCACACGUACCAAGAGAUUGCGGUGCCACCUCCUGUGCCCCCGCCACCUUCCAAUGAAGCCCUGAACGGCACUGUGAUUGACCCCAUAGAUCAGUGGCAACCCAACGUAUCCAGAUACGUCCACCAGCAACCCCAGUCCCAGUCUCCCAUAUACAGCUCUAGUGCCAAAAGCUCCAGUGCCUCUGCUCCCAGAGACGGGCUCAGCUCUCCUUCUCCCCGUGCCAGUGAAGAGGAACACGUCUACAGUUUCCCGAACAAGCAGAAGUCUGCAGAACCAUCUCCCACAAUGACCAGCUCCUCUCUGGGCAGCAACCUCUCGGAACUGGACAGACUUCUUCUGGAGCUCAAUGCUGUUCAACAUAAUCCCGCCAGCGGCUUCCCAGCAGAUGAAGCCAGCAGAAGCCCCUCACUGCCUGGCGUGACUGGACCUCACUAUGUUGUCCCAGAGAGCAGCAGCUCUGUGGGAGGGAAGGCUGCACCCCCCACAAAAGAAAAGCCAAAGCGAAAUGGUGCACGUGGGAUCGAAGAUGUGCGUCCCAGCGUGGAGAGCCUGCUGGAUGAGCUGGAGAGCUCUGUGCCGAGUCCAGUCCCUGCAAUCACUGUGAGCCAAGGGGAGGUGAGCAGCCCCCAGCGGGUCACCGCCAGUCAGCAGCAGACCCGUAUAUCUGCUUCUUCAGCUACACGAGAACUGGAUGAGCUGAUGGCAUCUCUCUCCGACUUCAAGACUAGUUCCACUAUGUCUCUGAUUUCUGAACCCUCUCUAGAACCGGUUCCCAGUUCAGCAAAUGCAGACUCCAGCAACACUCCUCCCAGUUUAACAGUGCUGUCCCAUCCCAGACACCCUCCCGCAAGUCACAGUGAGGACACGGCAGUGCCAACGGCUGCCCCACGUAUGUCCUGUUUGCCACAAACCGUCCCUGUGCCCCCACCACGGGUCUCCUCUGGUUCUUUCACUCGUGGGCAGCAGAUGACCUCUGCCAGCUCGGUUCGGCUCAGCAGAAAGCCUGACCCUUCUAGAAACGUUUUCCAGGCUGUGCCAGCUUCCCGUGUGGAGCUCCUGUGUAGAUCUGCUAAUGUGGAGGCACAAAGCCUAGAGAACCAUUUGGCAAAAGAGACUGAGAAGAAGCAGCAGAGAACAGACCCCAAAAUCUCAAGUGUGCCAAUUUCAAGCACUUUAAAUGGUCAAGGGAAGGGGCAGAUACCUAAAGAGCUGGAUCAGCAGGGAGCGUUCAGGGACAGUUCAGCCCGUUCUUCCCAGAGCAGAGAUGUGGAAGCAGCUUUAGAGGAGCUGUGGGCCCUGGACCUGUCUGCACGUGUGCCAGAUGUGCACCCAGAGAAUGACAGUGUUCUGAAUCCUGUGUGUGAGCCUUCUGUUGUGGCCCUGGAUCGGUGCGAUGUCUUCCCAGACACUAAAAACCAGUUGGGUUUUGUAGUGGAGCAAGGACAGGAGCUGAAGGCCAAAGCGGCGCAUGAAGCCAAGGUAGAUGGGUGUUCUGAUCUGGGCAAGGAGCGGCAGGGCAGAGACAGAACUCCUAGGAAGGCAGGUACAGUGAACAGGAACAAAGCCAGAGGAGACCAGGAAAAGGAGCAGUUCAGAAGCUCUGCAGUUGCUCCAGAAUCUCCUGAAAACAUUGGGAAAGCCGAAUGGGAUCCGCCGUGCGUCUCCAAACCACCCAUUGAGAGGAUUUCUGCGUCAGGCCAGAUUAAGUCUUUAAUCAAGAGGACAAAAGAGACUGCAAACGUGCAUCCAAUGUAUCGUGACCUCUCUCCAAGGCGUAAACUAGGUCCUGCCAUAUUUCACAAGACUGACUCCCAAGAUCGCUUGAUUGGAGAGCUGCAGGACAGACUGGGCAUCGCUCAGCAGGAGCAGGAGGAGUGGCAGAGCCAGGACGACUGGCUGACAGAGGGGGUCGUCAUCACUGCCAGGCCCCAGGGGGAAGAGCAGAAUGGUGGACAGCAAGUAGAGAAGGUGGUUUUUCCUCCAGAAUCCCCGAUACCCCCGAGGAGGACGGUCUCUGUUCCCGCCUCUCCCCUGCUCCAGCCUUCCAAAGAAGCUCCAAAGCCAGUCUCUGCUAACGCUGCUCCCGCUCGUGUCUCUGGCUCUGCACCUCUCCUCCCGCUCCCACCUCAGCCUUCCCAUGUGCUAUCUACCUCAGCUUCUAGUCUGGUCUCCUCCUCUUCCUUCAGCUUGGCUCCCCAGCCUCUGUUCCAGUGGGAAACUUCUGAUGAUGAUUAUCAUGAGCUUUCUGUGGUGGGCAGCCCUCCUUCUGAAGAUCCUAGGCACUCCUGUUCUCCCCAGACCUGGACCCCUGGCACCAAGACAGUUGUUUCUGUUGGCUGUCAGACCGAGGAUGGCACUUUGUUCCCACAGGUGACCUCUGCUCCUCCCCUUGUCCGCAGUGCCAAUGUGCUGGCUGCUCCUGCGCCCCCGGGCUCCCCCGAGAAGUUCAUGGCACAGGGGAAAGCUGGGAGCGGCUCCCCUCCAUCCACAGCCUCCAAACCUGGCAGUCAGCUGGACACCAUGCUGGGAAGUCUCCAGUCUGACCUGAACAAACUGGGUGUAGCUACAGUUGCCAAAGGUGUCUGUGGAGCCUGCAAGAAGCCGAUUGCUGGGCAGGUAGUUACAGCCAUGGGGAAAACCUGGCACCCUGAGCACUUCGUCUGCACCCACUGCCAGGAGGAGAUCGGAUCACGGAACUUCUUCGAGCGGGAUGGCCAGCCCUACUGCGAGAAGGACUAUCACAACCUCUUCUCCCCUCGCUGCUACUACUGUAACGGGCCGAUCCUUGAUAAAGUGGUGACGGCUUUGGACAGGACAUGGCACCCUGAACACUUUUUCUGUGCCCAGUGUGGAGCUUUCUUCGGACCCGAAGGAUUUCACGAGAAGGACGGCAAAGCCUACUGCCGCAAGGACUACUUUGACAUGUUUGCUCCCAAGUGUGGAGGCUGUGCCCGGGCUAUCCUGGAAAACUACAUUUCUGCCUUGAACACCCUGUGGCACCCUGAGUGCUUUGUCUGUCGGGAAUGUUUCACGCCAUUCAUCAACGGCAGCUUCUUUGAGCAUGACGGGCAGCCCUACUGCGAGGUGCAUUACCACGAGCGCCGCGGCUCGCUCUGCUCUGGGUGCCAGAAGCCGAUCACGGGACGCUGCAUCACUGCUAUGGGCAAGAAAUUUCACCCUGAACACUUUGUCUGUGCCUUCUGCCUCAAGCAGCUCAACAAAGGAACCUUCAAAGAACAGAACGACAAGCCUUACUGCCAGAACUGCUUUCUCAAGCUCUUCUGUUAGAGGCAUCAUAGAUGGGCGCUAAGCAUCUUUCUGCCACCCCCUUGGCAGUUCUGUCUCUCUGAACGUUACUGCGAUUUAGGAACCUUACCAGGCAGGGGAGGAGGAUGGGCGGGAGCGGGGUGGGAGCGCUUUCUGCUGCUGCGGAGAGGCAGUAGAUCCAGAGAUGACACGGACCAUUAAACUGGAAAUGCCCUUGCUGUGUCUCAGUAGAGAGAGACCGAGUCCCCUCGUUGCAGUGCGUGUGUGUCUGUGUGUGUGACCGACAGCUGAGUCUAGCUGGAGGGCUGCAGCAGGGAGGUUUUACCCAGCCCCUCCUGGCAGAACAACUCUUUGCCAGCAGGUUUUUCAGCUCUCAGAGCACAUCGUGACACUUGCAGACAACACAGCCCUCUGCUCUGACACCUCUUUCUCAGGCUUUUGCCUGCGUGCCUGCCCUCUGAGCAGCAGCACAGUGAGGGCACCCAGUGACCUCGGUGCCGCCCUGGCUCGGGUCACCAGAGCCACAGGGCGUGUGUGACUUAGGUCAGAGCGUCAGCACAGGCAGCCGGGACCCUGCAAGGGUCUCUCCAGUUCCAUUACACUGUAAGGAGAUGAUACCACUUAAUUUUUUUUCUUUUAAAGAGGAAUCAAGAUGUUACUGUGUGGGGGGUGUUUAUUUUUUUUCCCUAGUUUGUCACUCGCUGCGUUUCCUCACCACCCUGGAGCAGGAGGUGCAGCGAGCCCCGGCCAUCCCUCGGCACUGACGGGCGCUCCUGGGGGACGUUCUGUGCCAGGCGCCCCUGUCAGCACCCGGCAUCUGCUCCCGGCAGAGAGCAGGAGGGUCCAGCCCUUCUCUGAAAGCAGGUGCGGAGAGGUUUGAGCACAGCCUCGUUCAUCCACCCCUGUCCUGAGCGAGUGUGACCUGUGUGCUCAUCUGGCCUGGAAGUGUCACAAGCGCAGGGAGAAGCGGAGGGGUUUAAGAAGCCAGGAAAAAAAAAUAGAUCCAAACUCUGCAUCCUUUCUUCUUCCUCUCUUUGUUAAUGACACCUGUCAGCCCCUGGGUAUUUCCUUUUUCUGUGCUCUUGUUAAACACGUUCUACUGAGAGAUGCUAGAGCAAUAACCUUUUAUAUCGACUGUUACUGGUAUAACAAGUCCCUUGGGUCAGGUUUUACUAUCAAAGUGAAUACUGUAUCCUGUCUUUGAUAAGAACUGUAGAUUUCUACACUGAUUUUGCAUUAAUAUCUAAUUUACUUUUAAUCCUCUUACACAGAAAUUGGUUUUGAAGUGAUUUUAAGAAAGCAACUUUUAUAUCAAGCCGUGCUGUUCCCGGCAGUAUGCCAGUUGCACUGGUUUACUGCAUCUGUAACCUCAACGCUUUAUUAAGCCUAACUAGCAUUCAGUAUUUUCUUUUUAUUGCGGGUUGGGAUGGGCUGGAAUCUGUGGGGGAGGGAAUGUGACUUUUUUUUUCCUUAGCACAGGCAGGUGAACUGUGAAUAGCGUUUUUUUUGUUGUUUUUUUUUUUUCCCCUCCUCUGGGUCACCCAAAGGUGUGUUGUUUGGUUUUUAUUGUAACCUGUAAACUGCUGUAUUUGAGUCACCUGCCAUUCCCCCAAAGUGCAGCUUCCAGGAUGUUAUAGAGAGUCUUGAUACGGUGCUGUGGGGGGGAAGAGCCCUCGGUUUCUCCUCUUCAGCACCUGAAACCAGAGCAGGGCUCGCUGGGGAAGGAGAUGCUUUGCUCCUGUGGAAGAAAGGUCUUGUGACUAAGGAGAGGAAAUUGGGAGAGGCAGACUCUGCUCCUGACUAGCUGUGUAACUUUGGGCAGUCACUAAAACCUUACCGUGCCUCAGUUUCCCCAUCUGUAAAAUGGGGGCAGUUUAGCCUGGAUUUGUGAGGUUAUUGUGAGGCUUAGUUAACGUUCACUAAAGCAUUUUUAGGUCUCUGGCUGGAGUGUGCUGUGGAAGGUGAAGUACGGCGUUCUGCGGUCACAGCCGAGGCAGCGCGGGUGUUGGGAAUCGCUUCUCCAGAGCGCUGCAGCAAUAUCAACGUCUGGGUCUGCUUUUCAGCUCAGCAGGUGCUUUAGGCGGGGACUGCGGGUUACUGUCCCGCCUGCCCGUGCCGCGGUGCUUCGCUGCCCUGCUCGGCUCACCAAAACCCUGUCACCGGUUUCCCUGUGCAGAUGAACCUGUUUGCGGCUGUGAAACCGGAGGGAGCUGUGGAAGCACUAGAGCCGCGUCAGCUGGGCUGAGUGUGGCUCCUGGGGAGUGUGCGGGGCAAGAAAAACCUCCAGUGCAUCUUUGCACCUUGGGAAUCGAUUUGACGUAAAACGGACAUUCCUAGGUCACACGUGUUUAAUGUUGCUGAAAAGUUCAACUCCCAGCCCAGCUAAGAGGGCAAAAGCUGCAGCACACGUCGGGAAUGCUGGAGAUGAGUGAGAAGAUGCUUCUGGUUGUGUGACAGCUGCAGACUGUGUAAUCCUGUGCCUCAGUUUCCCUGUCCGGGGAGUCUUUAGCCUACCUCACUGCGAGUUGAGGCUUAAGUGACGCUGGAGCCCCCGGGGGAGCUCGGCUCCUGCUGGUGCUCCGUGGCGCUCUGAACACCGACCUCCUGAGCGAGACCGCGAGCGCGUCCUGGACGUGGUUUCUGACGUGCUGGGCUGCUGCUCUGCCAAAUCACGACUUCUGGUGGCUGCUGCCACUCUGAACAUCCAAAAUGCCUGUUCUUCGAUUUCGGAUGCGGUUUUGGGGCGCUGGGGUGGUGUGGGGGAGAGAGGGGGGUGAGGGCUGGGGAGGGUGCUGGGGGGUGCUGUGGCAGCUGCAACGGGGGCGGUUCGGUCUUUAGAGCCCCCCCAGAGCAAGCGCUGCCCUUGGGGAUGGUGUUUCACAGCGCGUGUGGGCUGGGGAGGCUGGGUCGCCAGUUAUUUGGUAUAUUUCUCCCUUGUAAACUUCUAACUCCGCUUUCUUUUUUUUUCCAUUUAAAAUUCUUGCAGUUACGCUAAUAAAAUUUUUACCGUUAAUUCUCA